Messenger RNA from Salvia splendens (bonfire salvia), 501 nucleotides. Its product is annotated as protein LURP-one-related 11-like. The record is from RefSeq and is a predicted model, not a curated record. The coding region runs from base 1 to 501 and encodes 166 amino acids. The transcript is spliced from 3 exons. NCBI's taxonomy places the organism in Eukaryota, Viridiplantae, Streptophyta, Magnoliopsida, Lamiales, Lamiaceae.
AUGGAUCAGCAUGAGCAAACACUUGUUAAUCCAUCGGCAAACACUUGUUCAUCAUCAUCUUCUUCUUCUACAUCGGAAAAGGAAACGUUCACAGUGUGGAUGAAAUCCCUCGUCUGCCACGGAAAUGGCUGCACGGUCUUCAACUCCAAAGGCCAAGUCGCUUUCCGUGUUAAUAAUUAUCAGCAGCGAUGCAGCACAAAGGCCUUUCUCAUGGACUCCACCGGCAACAUCCUCUUUUCUUUAAACAGAAAGAAAUUAGGGUUUGGAUGGUGGGAGGGCUUCAAAUGGAGCGAUUCGAAUGUUAGGACGGAGAAGGUGUGUUUUCGAGUGAGGAGAGAUCAGAGGAGAUGGGUGUGUUGUGUGGUGAGUGAUGAUGGUUGCUGCAAUUACACGAUUGAAGGGUUUGAGGGGAAAUCGAGUUUGAAGAUUAGAGAUUUUGAGAGAAGGGUUAUGGCGGAGGCAACACAAAUUUUACAUUCUGUCAUAACAAAUCGAGUUUGA